Messenger RNA from Neopsephotus bourkii (Bourke's parrot), 2704 nucleotides. RefSeq names its product PR/SET domain 8 (gene PRDM8). Lineage: Eukaryota; Metazoa; Chordata; Aves; Psittaciformes; Psittacidae. Gene Ontology annotation, biological process: regulation of DNA-templated transcription. Gene Ontology annotation, molecular function: protein binding. The transcript has 4 exons. The record is from RefSeq and is a predicted model, not a curated record. Gene Ontology annotation, cellular component: nucleus. Bases 650 to 2509 code for a protein of 619 amino acids.
ACCCGCACGUCGGGCCUCCGCCGGGCGCCUUCCCUUGCGGUGCAAGGGCAUCCCCGCCUGCCUUCACCACGGCGAUGAAGGAUCUUAUUCGUGUAUGUGAGAACUCGCCCGGCAGGUGACGGACGGGACAGAGUGGGGGAAGGCGACCGCCGGGAACCUGGUGCCGGGCAGAGCCGCCGUCGGACUCCUCCCGGCUCCCCGCCCCAUACUCACUGCUGGGCCGGAGCGGCGGCCCCCAAACCCGCACGAUGCCAGGGGAAACGCGGAGCGUGUGUAUGGGCGCUCUCCGAUGUGUCCCUCCACUAUUCCCCUUUCCGUAGGUACCCGAUGUCCAGGUGAGGGGCUGGCGGCGGGCAGGCAGUGAGCGGGCAGCCCCCGAAGGGGUUAAAAGGAGGGGACGUGGGCUGUCACGCGUCAUUGGACAGAUUAUGUGCAGCAAACAAAAAGUGUGUGUCUGUGUGCCAGUCACUCACUGCAUCGGGUCCAUCUGCACCGCUCGCCUCCUCGGCCGCCUCCCCUCCCCGCCUCGCCCCCGCCGCCGCCCCGGCCAUGGAGCUGCUCUGAUACAAUAGCGCCGGGAGGCAGCGGGGGCCGCAGCCCGGCUUUGUGCCACUUGUCGGGCGAGGAUUAUAUUCCUUCUCUCCCUGGCAUGGAGGACGCCGGCGUCCAGAGGGGAGUAUGGGACGGGGACGCCAAGACGGUCCAGCAGUGCUUGACUGACAUUUUCACCAGCGUUUACACCACCUGCGACAUCCCGGAAAAUGCCAUUUUCGGCCCCUGCGUCCUGAGCCACACAUCCCUAUACGACAGCAUUGCCUUCAUCGCCCUGAAGUCCACCGACAAGCGCACCGUCCCCUACAUAUUCCGGGUGGACACGUCGGCGGCAAAUGGCUCGUCGGAGGGGCUGAUGUGGCUGCGGCUGGUGCAGUCGGCGCGGGAGCGGGAGGAGCAGAACCUGGAGGCCUACAUCAAGAGUGGGCAGCUCUUCUACCGAUCUCUGCGCCGCAUUGCCAAGGACGAGGAGCUGCUGGUGUGGUACGGCAAAGAGCUCACCGAGCUGCUUCUGCUCAGCCCCGCACGGGCUCCUGCCCGCAGCAACGGCUCGCCGCCUUUCACCUGCCCCGAGUGCAACCAGCGCUUCCAGUUCGAGCUGCCUUUCGCCGCUCACCUCCGGUUCCGCUGCCCCAAGAGGCUGCAUGGCCCAGAUACCACUAGCCCCGCCGCCGACGGUCCCGGCAGCAAGGACAGCGUCGGCAAGGAGCAGGAGGCCGGCAAGUACUGCAAGCCCGGAGGACCGCUCCACCACCCCUUCCCCGGGGCAGACGGCGGCGGGGCCGCCGCCAGCACCAAGCCCUCCACGGACUUCCACAACCUCGCGCGGGAGCUGGAGAACUCCCGCAGCGGCCACGGCGGGUCCCCGGGGAGGCCGGCGCCCGCUGAGGGCGACCCCGAGACAGCGGCCGGGAAAGGCAAGCGACGAUACCCCGAGGAGGAGGAGCGGGGCUCCGGGGCGGCCGCGAGAGGCCGCUUCCCUGAGGAGCGGCCCGGGCUGCCGUCGGCGCCCAAGGAGGAGCCCGUGUGCGCCCCGCAGCAGCAGUACCGGGCCGCUGGCUCCUACUGCGGCUUGGAGGAGGGCGGCCGCCUCUUCGCACCGCCCAGCCCGGAGACGGGGGAGGCCAAGCGCAGCGCCUUCGUGGAGGUGAAGAAGACGGCCCGCGGCCCCGAGCCCGACGGCGGCGGCGCCGAGGAGGGCCAGGAACGCGCUUCCCCCGUUGCACCGGGUGCAGGCGGCAGCGAUCCGGGGCUAUGUCCCCGCAGCGGCCCCGGGGUCCCGCUGCCCGCUCGUCUAGAAGGUGGCAGCCCGGCGCGGGGCAGCGCCUUCACCACCGUCACACAGCUCGGGGGGACCGGCCCCGGCGGGGGGGCGGAGGAGCGAAAGAGCGCCUUCUCACAGCCCGCCCGCUCCUUCGCGCACGUCCCGCCGCUGGUGCUGGGCCAGAAGCUGGGCGGCCUGGGGGAGCCCUGCUCCGACGGCGCCGCCGCUCCCACCCGCCUCUAUUCUGCUGAGGCGCUGGCCGUCAAGAUGCCGGGUGGCGGAGAGGCGGCGGGCGGAGGCGGCGGCGGCGGGAGUGGAGGCGGCGCCGGGGGGCUGCCCAAACAGAGCCCCUUCCUCUACACCACCGCCUUCUGGCCCAAAAGCUCGGCGGCGGCGGCGGUGGCGGCGGCGGCGGCAGGGCCGCUGCAGCUGCAGCUGCCGUCGGCGCUGACGCUGCUGCCGCCGUCGUUCACGUCGCUGUGCCUGCCGGCCCAGAACUGGUGCGCAAAGUGCAACGCGUCCUUUCGCAUGACCUCGGACCUGGUGUACCACAUGCGCUCCCACCACAAGAAGGAGUAUGCGCUGGAGCCCCUAGUCAAGCGGCGCCGCGAGGAGAAGCUCAAGUGCCCCAUCUGCAACGAGUCCUUCCGAGAGCGGCACCACCUAUCCCGCCACAUGACCUCCCACAACUAGCGGGAACACCCCCCUCAACCACACUCCAACAACACCCCGCACACCCGGGGACCCCCCGGCCGGCCCCCGCGGAGGGCAGUGGUUGCCCGGUGCUUUCUUCCCUUUCCUUUCGAUGCACGCAUUUUCACUUUGUGGGGAGGGAUGGGGAGGGCAGCAGGGAAGAAGAGGAGAACAAGAAGAGGGAAAAAAGGAGAA